Messenger RNA from Musca vetustissima, 612 nucleotides. Its product is annotated as ras-related protein Rab6-like. Lineage: Eukaryota; Metazoa; Arthropoda; Insecta; Diptera; Muscidae. Gene Ontology annotation, molecular function: GTP binding; GTPase activity. The record is from RefSeq and is a predicted model, not a curated record. The transcript has a single exon. The coding region runs from base 1 to 612 and encodes 203 amino acids.
AUGUCGUCGAGAAAUAAAUUCAAAGUGAUUUUCUUGGGAGAACGAAAUGUUGGAAAGUCAACGUUAAUUACACGCUUCAUGUAUGACAAUUUCGACAAUACUUAUCAAGCAACAGUGGGUAUUGACUUCCUCACAAAGACGAUUGUUGUGGAUCAAAGAAGUGUACGUCUUCAGUUAUGGGAUACAGCGGGACAAGAGCGCUUUCGUUCUCUAAUACCCUCCUAUAUACGUGAAUCAGCAGCAGCGAUAGUGGUUUAUGAUGUUGGCAACAGUCGAUCGUUUGUACAAAUCUCGAUGUGGAUUGAUGAAUUACGAGCUCAGUUGGGCAUGGAUGUGGUUAUUAUGCUCGUAGGAAAUAAAAAGGAUCUUAUUGACGAACGUGUAAUCGAAACUAAAGAAGGUCAAGAAAAAGCCGAAGAAUUGAAUUUAAUGUUUAUUGAAACAAGUGCAAAAACUCGUUAUAAUGUCAAAGAAUUGUUUUAUCGCGUGGCAAAGGCAUUGAUCUAUAGAAAUUUAAUUUCCAACAGUUCGUCAAUUAUUGAGGAACAUGUAAUCGAACUGGAAGUAGAGAAUGAGAAUAAAAACGAUAAGAAGGGUGUAUGUUUUUGCUGA